AUGCCUUCGCGAUGCUUACUUCCAUCACGGUCUAAGGAGAAUCCUAUGCUUGAAAUCAACAUUGAUGGUCAUUAUGAGUCCAAAGUUUAUACGUUCGGUUCCACAAUCUCGGGCUUCGUCACAUUGACAGCCCAUAACCAACUCCCUUACCAGUCUCUCCAGAUUGAUCUAAGAGGCAUUACUUCAACAUGUGGCCACGCAUUCCAGUAUGGCACACCAUUCAAGACUCAUGUUUUUCUGCAGCUACAAAUGCCAAUAUCUCCAUCAUCUCUUCCUGUCAACCAGUCAUUUGAGCCAGGACAGUCGUACCACGUUCCUUUUCGAUUCGUGAUUCCCGAGCGACUCUCAUCUACUGCAUGCAAUCACCAGAACAAAGCAGUUAGGGAGCGACACCUACAGCCACCGCCAACUAUGGGUGCUUGGGAUCGUGACGAUCUUGCAGGUGGUUCCGCAAACGUCGGUUACGUGAUCAGAGCACGCCUUGUGUUGGGCAAGAACAAACGAGGGGAAGAACAGUAUCUGGAUCAGAGUCGUUCUGUCAAGGUUAUUCCAGCUCUUCCGGAGCAACCUCCCCUUAAUAUCAGUUCUGAGAACUCCGAGUACUGCUUGUCUCGGAGUAAGACGAUCAGAAAAGGUGUCAUUGGCUCAAAGAUAGGGGUUAUAUGUGUUUCGGCCACUCAACCAGACCCAAUUCUACUCUGUUUAGAUGGACUCAGCGCUUCCUGGUCCCAGAUACCUAUCGAUUUACAAUACAUCCCUAUGUCAACCAGCGCAGAGCCACCCGUGGUACAGAUCAAGUCGGCCACUAUCGAAGCUUUUACGAACUUCUGGCUUGGCAUAGACGGUUACUUACCAGAUCACCAUCAAAAGCCGUCAAAUUCAGUUGCUCCAACAGCACCAUGGUCAAGUUCGCAUGCCAUUGUUCUCCGUGGGAAAGAAACGGUAAACUGGCAGGAAGACCACCAAAUCGUCCCUGAAAAGGAAUCAGAGAGGAGGCCAUCGGAGCCUCUGCACCUUACAAGAGAUUGUGCAAAACCUCACUUCGAAUCACGUUCAGCUUCGUGUGCCUCCCAUUGGGACUGUGGUACAUCUAAGUCUAAAGUGUACAAAGCCUCCAUUUCACAAUCAUUCGAGCUUCCUACCGAGAAGUCUCUGUUCCUUCCUACCUUUUACUCUUGUCUGAUUAGCCGAACCUACCGGAUUCGAGUCACCUUAGCCAUAGGCGCUUAUGGCACUACGAUUUCUCUCGUGAUCCCACUCCAGGUGGCAGUCAAUGGCUGCGACAAUACUCAACGUCAUGAUCAGUUCAACUCCGUAAGUGCAGUAGCCAUCCUUCAGCUCGAAGUAUCAAGUUCUGACAUGAAAAGAUGA
Molecule: messenger RNA, 1371 nt
Organism: Fusarium subglutinans
Lineage: Eukaryota; Fungi; Ascomycota; Sordariomycetes; Hypocreales; Nectriaceae
Exons: 1
Coding region: 1-1371 (456 amino acids)
Source: RefSeq, a predicted model, not a curated record